Messenger RNA from Phytophthora nicotianae INRA-310, 1035 nucleotides. RefSeq lists its product as hypothetical. The transcript is spliced from 3 exons. The coding region runs from base 1 to 1035 and encodes 344 amino acids. NCBI's taxonomy places the organism in Eukaryota, Oomycota, Peronosporomycetes, Peronosporales, Peronosporaceae. The record is from RefSeq and is a predicted model, not a curated record.
AUGCUACGAAACCUCGGCGGGCUUGCAGCCCCGCUUUUGGCGCUGGCCCCUGUGAUGGACGAGCCCGACGACCAACUAAAUGCUGAGGGCCAUCUCACGGCAAUCAAGCGAUUUCUGCCUUUCUUUGGUAAGUCAGUGUCCGGUUGUCUAUUUUUAGUCGGUGACAACUGCUCGUUAAACAAACGGUUGUCCGAUUUGCUUGGUGAGCCGCUUGUCGGUUGCUCAAGUCACCGACUAAACCUUGCCGUGCGGGACUUCUUGGAGCCUAGCGAGGACGACGUCGAGGGGGUACCGCAGCUUAUGCGUAAACUCUGCACUCUUAAGCAAGCGGCGAAAUUACGCACCAGAACACCACUCCGGGCGGUUUUACGACAAGAUACGCGUUGGUCAUCGACUUUUUCGAUGCUGAAACGGUACUUUCACAUUCGAGAGUUUAUAUCCGCCGACGAUGACGAGCUUGCUGACUAUCCGCCAUCGCGGACAGCGCAUCGGAAGCUUGCCGCGCUACUCGCCAGCCUGGAGGAUGUGGAGUCAGUCUCCAAGCGUUUACAAGCCAACAGGCUGACCUCGCUCGAUGCGCGAGAUCUGUUUGACGGUCUGCUGGAAAUCCAGCCGUCAUUUGCGAAGUACAUCGCUCCCGACGCUAAUAUCGUUCAUUGGCCCGACUUUGAGAAGGCUGUGGUAAAAGUUUUAACAGGCCACGCUGCCCUACUCACUGAUGCCGAAACUGCCACGUUAAAGUCGUUCAAGCGCCGAGCUAGUAUGGCCUCGGUGAGUGAGCGUGCUGCGGUGACCAAGGAAGGAUUCGCCGAGCGAAUUCUCAAGCGCCGCAAAGUUCCUGCUGCCCCAGCGACCUACGUGCUGUUGGGGGCGAUUCCGCCGACUUCCAACAUUGUAGAGCAAUUGUUCAGUAUGGCACGUGCAGUUCUGCGUCACGAGCGUCACCGGCUGUCUCCUAUUAUGCUGGAGGUGAAUCUGUUCUUGAAGGUGAACAGCUCUCGUUGGGAUGUGACAACUGUGAAGCAGUGCCUUUAA